GUCAAGAUCAUGAGAGUGAGAGUGUCAUGAAUGAGAGGGCGAGAUAAGAUAAAAAUAUUUGAAAUAUCGGUGUUGUGCCACGAUGUUUUUAGAGAUUUUUUCAGAUAAAUAAAUUAAAAUAUGUGAAAGUUACACGUUUCCCAAACAGAAUGAGCAGUGGUCCGUUAUACAAAGUGCUCUACGUCCUGGUGCAUUCUAUAUUUACAGUAUACGAGUGGAUAACGGAUGCACUGGAAAGGAUAGGCUCGGUAUUUGUUGAUUUUUGUCACGGGUUUUUCAACAUUCAGAGAAGAAAUUAUUUAAAAAAUGAAAUUGCCAAGAAAAAUAAGAUUCCUAAGCACUUAACUGUGCUGUUGGGGCGAGAGGAGCCUUCCUUUCAAGACCUGGCGAAUAUUGUUUUGUGGUGCUUGGCUAGCCGGAUAGUUUUUCUUAGUUUUUAUGAUCAUAGAGGGAUUCUUAAAAAGCACCAAGACAAAUUAGAAAAAGAAAUCAGUAAAAAACUCCAACACAAUGACCAUGUGAUAUGGCACAACAUUCCAGGAUCAACUUACAAAAAUGGUUUCGUUGGUCGCAAAAUUCACAUUAAACUUUUAUCGCAAGAUAAUGGGAAAACCAGCAUAGCAAAUUUGGCUCAACGUCUUUCAAAAAGUGAAUCUGAGAUUAGUGAUAUUUCCAUACCGUUUGUGGACCACGCUCUUCAAAAAGAUUUCGAGUUUCCGGACCCGGAGAUGGGCAUCAGUUGUGGAAAGUAUUUGAGUUUCAUUAAUUAUCCACCAUGGCAAAUUAGAGUUACGGAAUUUUUAAGUAUAAAAUCGCAUUAUAGAUUUAGGUACAGGACUUUUUUGGAAUUGUUGUACGUAUAUGGUAGAUGUGAACAAAGAUUAGGUAAAUGAAAACUAGUAAUUUUACACUUUUAAAGUGUUUUUGUUGUAUAUAUUUAUUGAUUAUUAUUAAAAUAUACAAAUAUUAA
This is a messenger RNA of Ceutorhynchus assimilis (cabbage seed weevil), 970 nucleotides long. Lineage: Eukaryota; Metazoa; Arthropoda; Insecta; Coleoptera; Curculionidae. The record is from the annotation of a GenBank genome assembly.